CAUGUGCUGGACUGUAGCACAAUACUUUAUGCCAGUCUGUGCAACCCUACAUUCGACUUCUACUCCACUGUUUGCAGGAUUUCCCAGCAUGCCCUGGCUGUGCUGGUGGAGGUGAAUGAGGGGGAAGAGUUUGUCCUGCUGCCCUGUCAGUACUCAGGUUUCAUACCUGAGGACGAUCCUGCAGUGAUGUGGACUCGCAGUGAUCUCGAUCCCAGAUCUGUCCACCUGCUCCGAGAAGGACGAGAUGAUCUUAGAGGACAAAACCAGCGUUACAGCAGACGCACAUCAGUGAAGUCUGAUGCUCUGGACUCUGGAAACUUCAGCCUCACUCUGAGGAAACCACAACUGACUGACAGCGGCAGCUACACCUGCUCCAUCACUGAUGGAAGACAAGAACGGAGACUGAGAGACAUCCAGCUGCAGGUCAAAGACCAGCAGGUGGAGGUGAAGGUGGAGGAAGGCUCAGUGUCUGUCAUCCUGCCCUGCAAAACAAAACCUGACCUCCCCAACGACACCAGAGUGGAGUGGAAUCGCUCUGAUGUAGAACUCAUCAUAGUCCAUGUGUCCACCUUAAACGACCACCGUAAGAAGCAGGAUGGCCGUUACAGAGAACGCACAAAGAUGAAUGAAGACCUGUUGAGAACUGGAGACCUCAGUCUGACCCUGAAACAGCCCACACAGAGAGACACAGGAGGAUACAUCUGCACCAUGUACAGGGACAAAGACAUCCUGAGACAGAAAGUAGUGCUGCAGGUCAAAGAAUCAUUUCCAUCCUGGGCCAUAGCUCUCCUGGUUCUCCUUGUUCUUCUUGUGGGUUUUGGUUUUUUAUUUUAUUUUUGGCAGUAUUUGAUGUCAGAUUACAAGGUGGAGGUGGACUCAGGGGUGGAGUCUGUCCAGCUGCCCUGCAAAACCAAAAUUCCCCUGCUGAAAGAUUUUAAAGUGGAGUGGAAGGACAGAGACAACAGGAAGGUUCACGUGUAUCAGAACGGCUCUGACCAGCCUGGUGAACAGAGUGUAUUUUACAGAGACCGCACAAAAAUAAAUGAAGAAUUGGUAAAAACUGGAGACCUCAGGCUGACCCUGAAAUACCCCACUAACUGGGACAGUAAGAUCUACAUCUGCACCGUCUACAGCAGGGCACAGAUCCUGAUGAGGAAACAAGUGGAGCUCACUGUGAGAGUGUUUGCCAUAAAUCUUGAUGCCCUGCUCUUCAGUCUGUUCCUUGCAUGUGAAUGUGAAACCCUGCACAUCGUACUGGUGGAGGGGUGGGGUUAUUACCUGUGUCCCCACCUAUGGGCGGAGCUGUCCUUCAGUCUUGCACUCACACAUCUGCAGCACAAGCAGUGCUGGGUAGCUGAGGACACUUAA
Messenger RNA from Archocentrus centrarchus (flier cichlid), 1368 nucleotides. RefSeq lists its product as uncharacterized. The transcript is spliced from 7 exons. Gene Ontology annotation, molecular function: signaling receptor binding. Gene Ontology annotation, cellular component: external side of plasma membrane. NCBI's taxonomy places the organism in Eukaryota, Metazoa, Chordata, Actinopteri, Cichliformes, Cichlidae. Bases 187 to 1368 code for a protein of 393 amino acids. Gene Ontology annotation, biological process: T cell receptor signaling pathway; regulation of cytokine production. The record is from RefSeq and is a predicted model, not a curated record.